CAGUGCACAGAGAGGGGGAAGGAUUCAAACAUUCAUUAGAAGCCACUAGAAUUACCCCGGAUGCUCAGAUGAAACAGUCUGAAACAAGAUGAAACAAGAAUAAACUACUUUAUUAAGAAGGCUUCUGCUGGAUUCAAUGCAACUCAAAGGAAAGGGGUAGCCAGGAGAUCCCCAGAGACCCUGGCACUGUGCUGAUAUUUGUUACAUAGACACAAGCUACAUAACAAUUUAUGGUCCCGAGCAGAAGCAGAGAGAACAGAAGCCCAGAGAUCCCAGCAGCCAUGGCCUCAGGGACUCCUGUACGGGAAAUCCAAGAGGAAACCAACUGUCCCAUCUGCCUGGAAUAUCUGAUGGACCCAGUCACCAUACAGUGCGGGCACAACUUCUGCCGAAGCUGCAUCUCUCAGUACUGUGAGACAUGGGAAGAGCAGGACUCUGACCCCUUGUGCUGCCCCAGCUGCAGAGCCCGAAUCCGGAAAGGGGCUUUCCAGAGUAAUUAUCAGCUAGCAAAUAUAGUGGAAAAAAUCAAACAAAUGGAUUUCAAACGAGGAAAAGAGAAUCUGUGUGAGAGACACGGCAAAGCCCUGGAUCUGUUCUGUGAAGAGGACGGGAAAGCCAUGUGUGUGGUUUGUGAGAGAUCCCUGGAGCACAGAUCUCACACGGUGCUGCUCAUGGAUGAUGCUGCCCAGAAAUACAAGGAAAAAAUCCAGGCUCAUUUGAAGACUCUGAGGGAGGAGAGAGAAAAGCUGCUGGGAUCUAAAGUGACUAGAGAGGAGAAAAGCCCGAAGUAUAUGAAACAGAUAGAAAAGAAGAGGCAGCAAAUUGUAGCUGAUUUUCAGCAACUGCACCAAUUCCUGGAGAAACAAGAGGAGCUCCUGCUGGCCCAGCUGGAAAAGCUGGAGGAGGAGAUAACGAAGAUACAGAAUGAAAAUAUCACCAAAGUCUCUGAGGAAAUUUCCCAUCUCAGUAACCUGAUCAGUGAGCUGGAGGGGAAGUGUCAGAAGCCAGCAAGUGAAUUCCUGCAGGACAUCAGAAGCACCUUGUCCAGGUGUGAGAAGGGGAAGUUCCAGCAGCCAGAGGAAGAGCUGCAGGUGGAGUCAAUGCAGGUGCCCCACUCCUCUGAGAACCAGGCCCUAGGACCUAAAAGUCGCCAUCCAAGAUAUAGACCAGAAAUGAGAGGCUGUCUGUUAAAGCUGGACCCAGCCCAUCACUCUGCUCUGGUACUGGAUGGCAGCUGUGCUGAGCCAAUGGGCUGUGGGGAAGGAGAAAGCUCCUCCCACACAGUGAGGAAUCCUCCAGCCAUGGGCGGCAGGUAA
Messenger RNA from Mauremys mutica (yellowpond turtle), 1316 nucleotides. Its product is annotated as tripartite motif-containing protein 10-like. The record is from RefSeq and is a predicted model, not a curated record. Gene Ontology annotation, molecular function: zinc ion binding. NCBI's taxonomy places the organism in Eukaryota, Metazoa, Chordata, Testudines, Geoemydidae. Bases 231 to 1316 code for a protein of 361 amino acids. The transcript has 7 exons.